Messenger RNA from Parus major (Great Tit), 4445 nucleotides. It is a transcript of the gene FZD6, whose product is annotated as frizzled class receptor 6. Lineage: Eukaryota; Metazoa; Chordata; Aves; Passeriformes; Paridae. The record is from RefSeq and is a predicted model, not a curated record. Bases 339 to 2492 code for a protein of 717 amino acids. Gene Ontology annotation, molecular function: Wnt receptor activity; Wnt-protein binding. Gene Ontology annotation, biological process: non-canonical Wnt signaling pathway; canonical Wnt signaling pathway. The transcript is spliced from 6 exons. Gene Ontology annotation, cellular component: plasma membrane.
UGCGGGGGACACCCGGCCCGGCCGGAGCCGCCCUCUCGCUUGCAGGCCGGCCGGGAGGCCGAGCUCGGCCUUCGGACGGGUGGUCGUGGUCGAGGUGUUUCUGCUGUUCACUUCUCUGUCCCGUCUUUGUACGUACAGGCUCGAAGAAGAAGGGGUUUAGGUAAAGUCGUGCUCAGCAAAAAUGGGGCAAUAGCUAAAGCAGCUCUGAGGAGUCUGAUUGUGUGCCUUUCUGCCUUGCGCUGUGGAGCCAACAGAGGAAGAUGCGUGUUUUUAUCCUUGUGCAACGCCGGUCUAACUACUGAGCAGAGCGAUGUGCUGAAGUUGGAGAUCCUGACAAAAUGGGAGCACUUGUGUUCUCUGCGACCUGCAGUUUACUUCUAGCUCUGGUGCAAGGGCACAGCUUAUUCACAUGUGAGCCAAUUACUAUUUCCAGAUGUUCAGGAAUGCCUUACAAUAUGACUUUUUUCCCAAACAUCAUGGGACACUAUGAUCAGGACACGGCUGCUCGCAAAAUGGACCCUUUCCUUAUUCUUAUGAAUCUUCACUGUUCACCAGACGUCCAGACAUUUCUGUGCAGAGCCUUUGUCCCAGCCUGCCUAGAUCAGAUUCACGUGAUUCACCCGUGCCGAAGCCUCUGUGAGAAAGUGUAUUCUGACUGUAAGCACUUGAUGGACACUUUUGGAAUUGCAUGGCCUGAAGAGCUGGAAUGUACCAGACUAAUCAAUUGUGAUGAGACUGCUCCUGCCACUGCUGCUGUAACCACAAACGUACAUGGAACUCAGAAGACCCCAAGCCAGAUCCGAAGGGAUUAUGGAUUCUGGUGUCCCCGACACCUACACACCACCAAUGGACAAGGCUACAAGUUCCUAGGAAUUGAUCAGUGUGCACCCCCAUGUCCCAAUAUGUACUUCAAAAAUUAUGAAUUGGAUGUGGCAAAAAGCUUCAUUGGAAUAGUUUCAAUCUUUUGUCUUUGUGCUACACUUUUCACGUUCCUAACUUUUCUGAUUGAUGUUAAAAGGUUUAGGUACCCAGAGAGACCAAUCAUAUAUUACUCUGUCUGUUACAGCAUAGUCUCUCUAAUGUACUUUAUUGGAUUUUUGCUUGGGAACAGAACUGCCUGUAAUGAGGCAGAUGAUAAGUUAGAAAUUGGUGAAACGGUUGUUCUUGGCUCCCAAAACAAAGCUUGUACUGUCCUUUUCAUGGUUUUGUACUUUUUCACUAUGGCAGGAACGAUAUGGUGGGUGAUUCUGACUAUCACCUGGUUCCUUGCAGCGGGAAGAAAAUGGAGCUGCGAAGCUAUUGCACAAAAGGCCAUGUGGUUCCAUGCAGUUGCCUGGGGGAUACCUGGUUUUCUAACCAUUAUGCUCCUUGCAAUGAACAAAGUCGAAGGGGACAAUAUCAGUGGAGUUUGUUUCGUGGGUCUCUAUGACCUGGACGCCUCUCUGUACUUUGUGCUUUUGCCGUUGUGCCUUUGUGUCUUUUUCGGUCUCUCUCUCCUUUUAGCUGGCAUUAUUUCUCUAAACCACGUGCGGCAGGUCAUUCAGCACGAUGGCAGGAACCAGGAGAAGCUCAAGAAAUUCAUGAUCCGAAUUGGAGUUUUUAGUGGUUUGUACUUGGUGCCACUUGUAGCACUUCUUGGGUGUUACGUUUAUGAGCUGGUGAACCGGAAAAUCUGGGAAACUACUUGGGUGUUUGACCACUGUGACCAGUACCAUAUUCCCUGCCCUUAUCAGGCAAAGGCAUUAGCAAGACCAGAAAUAUUUUUGUUUCUGAUGAAAUAUUUGCUAACAUUAAUUGUUGGCAUAUCUCCAGUGUUCUGGGUGGGAAGUAAAAAGACCUGUUCCGAAUGGGCCAAUUUCUUCAACAGAAAUCGCAAAAGAGAUUAUGUGCUUGUACUCUCUUUCAGUCCAAUCAGUGAGAGUCGAAGAGUGCUGCAAGAAUCAUGUGAAUUUUUCUUGAGGCAUAAUUCCAAAGUUAAGCAUAAAAAGAAGCACUACAAGUCAACUUCACACAGACUGAAAGUAAUUUCAAAGUCAAUGGGGACCAGUACAGGUGGCACAACAAAUCAUGGAACUUCUGCAGUAGCAAUCACUAAUCAUGAUUACUUAAGCCAAGAAACUGUGGCAGAAAUUAAAACCUCUCCAGAGACAUCUGAGAAAGAGAUAGAGGCCGAUGGAGCAUCAGCCCUAAGAGUCGAGGAAGGUGAAAACAGCGGAGAUCAAAUGUUACCCAGUGCUAAACUGACUGUGGAUCAGGUGGAAAGGAGAAACAAAGCAGAUAGCACAUGUCAUAUGAGUACUUUGGCUGAGAGUAUGAGGAGAGUAGGUGAAGGAAGAAUAACUCCUAAAAAUGAUUUUAGUGAAUCCCCUUCACUGCAAAGGAGCUGUUCCCAAAUACCUGAUGUCUCACAGUCACCUUCCCUAUCGCUGCUUGUCUACUCAGCUUCAGACACCAGAAGAGAGUUGGAUUCAGGAAACAGUUCUAACCUUUGAAAGAUUGAAAAUUUGUAUGAACAUUUUCAUUGUAUAAAACUGACAUAAGUUCUUUGUUACACUGGAAAUAAUGGAUAUUCUGUGCCUUAUUAAAAAAACACACAUAUCCUGCUUUGCACUUAAAAAAUGUAUGUUUUGUUGUGGGGACAGCUAGCAAUAAUGUACUGUAUUUAAUCCUGUCCAGGACUAAUGGAAACUGAAGUUCUGUAGGAUAUGGCAAUAAUGUAAGAAAAAGGAGAGGCAAAUAUUAUUCCUUAUAUAAAGAACACUUUGUAAUGAAUUGCAUUAAAAUAAUGCUUAGAAAGCACUGUUGCUUCUCCAGAUAUAAAAUUCCGUCUGCCUCUCUGAUAUUUUUCAAAACUUGUUAAAUUUUUCUCUUUUAUAUUAUCUCUUAACAGUAUCAAAUAAGUGAUGCACAGAUUUCUGAAUUAUGCAUCAUGCUGUAUCAAUUAUAGCCCUGGUUUAUGGUAGCUUGUACACUGAAUAUGAAAGGGAAUCUGAAAUUACAGCAGUUUGUUUUGUACAUAAAAAUGAAUUUUGUAAAUAAGUGUCUGCAUAAGGUAAAUCUUUAGAACUACUGUUUUGUAUGUAUUGUACAAACUUGGAAAAGUUCCUGUGCUUCCCUUAGGGUGUUGCUGAAGCCAGCAGUCCCCUGGUGCUCAGCCAGUGUGACACAGUUCUGAGAAAAGCAGGUUGGACCUUUAUCCAUAACAUGCACUGAUUUUUGGGGUGAGACGGGUCCUGCUACAGGCAUGAUGCAGAAGGUGCAGCACUGCUUCAGAAAAAUGUCUCUUGGAGCCUCUCCUGGCGUGCAGUUCCAGGGCAUGGUGCCAAAGGGAACGCCUCAGACUCCUGGGCUCGGUGGGCACAGCCUGACGUGCAGUCCUGAGCUCCAGUGACAGCUCAUCUUGCACUGUUCCUAUGCAAGUAACUUUGUUUCUUCUUAAAUGCUAUAAAGAAAUAUAUUGCAGAUAACUUCUGCAAAUAACUGUUGAGUUAUUAAUAUGCAGGCUUCUUUAACAAUCUGUUUACUGAGAGGACAGCCUUAAUAUUUUUCCUAUAAAGCCUAAUUUUCUCCAAAGCCUCAUUUUCUAUUUUGCUACAGCAAUAUAUUUUCUGUAAAUCAAAAAGGCCUUAAUACAUGUAGCCUUUUGUAUGCUAGGUGGUUCUCAAGAGCAAGUACUGCUGGUGUGGAUAACAAUUUCAUUGUCUGACUUCAUUUGAGUUAAGAUUUUUUUAAGAGCCAAUGGGAUUUAUUACUUGAGAUAAUUUUGAGACAGAUUUUGCUGUUUUCUAAACCUUAAUGUUGAUGCAUUUUGUAAGACUGUCCAGCAUUGUGUAUUUGACCACUAAAAAGAGUAUUUCUCAAUUUUAUGGUAUUAUGCAGAGAAUUUACUGUGAGUUGGGGUAGAAUUCAUGGUGAUGUGUUGAACAAUGAAAAUUGCAUGGUACAAAGGACAUGUAAAUGCUGGAACAGCAGGAACUACGGUUCUGAUAAACCAAAGUUACUUGUUUUAUCCAUCAUGGAUUAAAAAUGAAAUUUCUUUACCUUUAUAUUACACUAUCUGCAUUUUAGCAUUUGUAAUUUAUUGCCUGCAAUGGGAUAUGCUCUUUUAGAAUUUUCCCAUAAAAAUACACAGAAUUCUUGCUACUGAGUAGACAGUAAGAAAGAUAUGAAAAACCUCCUGUGAAAAGACACACUAAAUACCCUUCAUUUUUCUAGUUCUGUUUGUAACCAGGUAACUUUAUAUACAUGUUCAGUAGUUUUGUUGUAACUGUGUUUGUUAGUAAUAAAAUAUACUGUUGUAUAGUAAGAGCUUCUGAGUGGAUAUUUCUCAGUAACUAUGUUUGUUGCUCUACCUCUACCUACUUCUGUAGUUUUGCACCUAAAACACAAGUAUUUCUUAGUAGGGCUGUGUGUCUUAAUAAAUAUUGCAAUGUUUUUAUUCCUCC